Messenger RNA from Baudoinia panamericana UAMH 10762, 616 nucleotides. RefSeq lists its product as uncharacterized. The transcript has a single exon. The record is from RefSeq and is a predicted model, not a curated record. Bases 99 to 305 code for a protein of 68 amino acids. NCBI's taxonomy places the organism in Eukaryota, Fungi, Ascomycota, Dothideomycetes, Mycosphaerellales, Teratosphaeriaceae.
AUACCGUGGCCUUGUACAGGAGCGGGUAAGACUUAGUUUAAAUCAAUGAGUUAUGUAACCACCAAAAGUAUGCUUGUGAUGAAGCAGCAUAUGCCACUAUGGCAACCCAUGUUACAGCGAACUUUCCGCAGCAUCACAGAGUGGCCCGUCCUGCUGGUCGACUUAUCGCAAGUCUUCUCGCCCUCGGUCGGCCUGGCAGCGCGUUUAUUCAAACUAUGCACACGCGUAAAGGCAAAGCUUGGUCGGAUUCAGCCACGUCUUCCCUUACCAGGUCCAUGAGUGCUUCGUUCGGCUACCCAUGGUAGAACUUGGUUCCUCCCUUAGGAAUUGUAGCUGACAGCAGGUGAUCAUACAUCUCUGACCACUUGAACUGCGUCAAUGUUAGCUGCAAAUGGCAAGAAGCCCGAGAUCUGAGCGCAAAUGUGUGCAGUCGCAGAGGGUUACUCAGUGAUGUCUUUCCUUCAUGCCACUUUGUUCACGCUCUUGUGCCAAAAAUAGACUCAGCAUGACGUGCGUUCAGCGUUUGGGCCUCUAGACGUUCUCCUGCAUAUCGGGAGAUCGGAGUGUUAAAAAGCAUGCGGGAGUGCUAAUACAACUAACUCAUACCGUGAGACGU